Messenger RNA from Sorex araneus (European shrew), 3368 nucleotides. RefSeq names its product innate immunity activator (gene INAVA). NCBI's taxonomy places the organism in Eukaryota, Metazoa, Chordata, Mammalia, Eulipotyphla, Soricidae. The record is from RefSeq and is a predicted model, not a curated record. The transcript is spliced from 10 exons. The coding region runs from base 286 to 1998 and encodes 570 amino acids. Gene Ontology annotation, biological process: positive regulation of protein ubiquitination; adherens junction maintenance.
CGGCGCACGCUGGCCGCGCCGGGGGGAGGGUCCCGGCGAGCGUGCAGCGGAGCUCGGGGCACCGGGGGCCUCCCAGCCUCUCGAGCCGGCGCCCGGCUCCGGACACCCCCCGGGCCGGGGACCUUCGCCCCCGGCCCGCCGCCCUGCCCGACAGCCCGGAUCCCCAGCGCGAGCGUCCUCCGGCGACGUUCCCCUCUCGGCGGCCGGCCUUGCUGGGGGAGUGUCAGGCCACGUACGCGUCGCAGCCAGGGCUGGGCACCGGGUCCCGCCUCCCUGAGAGUCUCCAUGGAGAGUAAGGAUGAGGUCAGCGACAGCGACAGCGGCAUCAUCCUGCAGUCUGGCCCGGAUAGCCCCGUGUCCCCGAUGAAGGAGCUGACCCAGGCCGUGCGCAAGCAGCAGAGGGCCCUGGAGGAGCGGCUGGAGGCCUGCCUGGAGGAGCUGAGGAGACUCUGCCUGAGGGAGGCGGAGCUGACGGGCACCUUGCCUGCAGAGUACCCUCUCAAACCCGGGGAAAAGGCCCCCAAGGUUCGGCGCCGCAUCGGAGCUGCAUACAAGCUGGAUGAGCGGGCACUGCACAGAGAGGACCCCCUGAGCGGCCUGGAGCGCGAGCUGGCGCUGCAGCAGCAGAUCGCGGAGGCGGCGCGCAGGCUGUGCGGGGAGCAGAGCGUGGGCCGCCAGGCGCGGCGGCAGCGCAAGCAGGUGGCCCUGCAGGAGGAGCGCAAACUGCAGGAACUGCAGCGCCGCGUGGGGGAGCGGAGACGCAACAGCGCGCCCGCUCCGGCGCCCGCCGGCUUCGCGCUUGGCCCAGAGCUCAGUACCUCUGACGACAGCUCGCUGUCUGACGGGCUCCUCCUGGAGGAAGAGGAGCCGCAGCUGCCAAAACCUCCCCCAGAGUCGCCAGCCCCACCCCCUCGGCCUGCCCCUCCCCAGAGCCUCGAAGGGCUGCAGCCGGCGGGGCCAGAGCCGGGCGCCCUGGAGCGGGCCCCGAUUCAGAGCAGCCCCUGGAAGGAGACGAGCCUGGACCACCCCUACGAGAAGCCCAAGAAGUCGUCGGAACCCAGCAGCGAGUCCAGCAGCCCGGCCACCACCCCGCAGGACGGGCCCAGCGCCACCGACGUGUGGCUGCUCGAACCUGCCACCUACCAUGUGAUCCCUGUCCGCAAUGGCCCUGGCCAGCGGCCCAGCCGCACCAGUGCCCCGGCCACCCCCGAGAUGCUGGACAGGAGGGGCCAGCCACAGUCACUGAGGCUGGAGUCCUUCCUCCGGGCGGGCGCCGAGGGCCGGGGCCGCAGCGCCUUCCCACGCCGGCGGCCCACGCAUUACACCGUGACGGUGCCCGAGUCCUGCUUCCCGCAGACCAAGCCCCCGCCGCCCCCUGCCUGCUCCGAGGACAGCGGUUCCGACGUGUCCAGCGCCUCCCACCCCACCUCCCCGGGCAGCAGCAGCCCCGACAUCUCCAUCCUGCAGCCUCUGUCCCCGUCGGAGCCCCUCUGCCAGCCUGGAGCCUGGGGCCCGGCCGGGGGCCACACCCCUAAACUGCUGUUGCCCCCCGGAUACCUCCCUGCCGGGCGCUAUGUGAUGGUGGCCGCCCCCGAGGGCCACCUGCUGCCGCCCAGCGAGUGGGAGCUGGGCCGCGCCGCCCAGGCCUGGGCCUACGAGGAGGCGACAGCGGCCGCGGGCCUGCGUGUGCGGCGCCUGGUGCCGGCCCCCGGCCGCCUGGGGAGGGCGCCCUCGCUGAAGGACACCCCCGCGGCCCGGCUCAGCAAGGCCGUCGUCUCCAGGGAGCUCGAGUCCUGGCACGAGCGGGCGCGGCUCAGGAGCGCCCGGCCACACUCGCUGGACCGCCAGGGGGCCUUCCGCGUGCGGAGCCUGCCCCCGGGGCGAGCCCUGGGACCCCGCACACAGGUGCCCGCCGUGUGCGUGCUGCGGAGAUCGCCCGACGGCGCCCCGGUGCAAGUCUUCGUGCCCGAGAACGGAGAGAUCAUCAGCCAGGUGUGACUGUGGCCGGGCCCCACCUGCCUUGCAAAGACUCUGCUGGGGGCCGACACCCCACCCCACGUGCCUUCCUCGACUCCCACACCCCUGUCGCAGGCCGAUCACCUGGAGUCAAGAUUUUUUUCGUUGUUACUUUUUUUUUUUUUUUACUAGUUUUUGUUCAGGUGUCCUGGACUUGUUUGUGAUCCGUCCUCAGGGUCCUGCAGUAUGAAACGGGCCUGAGACCCUGCCUGGCUGGGGCAGGGGCUGCAGGAAGUGGAGCCCCGGUCUCUGCUUCUGAGAGGUGGCACCCCCCCCACCCCCGAGAACAGCCUGCAGCCCCUGGAGGCUGGCCCUGCCCCAGCCCUCGCCACCCCCCUUCCUGUGUGCUCUGUGAUGCACGACCAGAAGCUCGGCAGCGGUCGGGGGGCCUGGCUGCUGGUCCCCACCCCAUCCACGCAGGGGAGGGGCUCCAGCAUUGACGGACCUCUGCCUGCCUGCCCACUGUAGCGGCUGGAGGCCUGGACAGGGGCCAGCCCGGUGUGAGGGCGGCUGCAGGGCGGCUCCCCUUUGCCCACUCCUCUGGACCUUAAGGCUUCAAGUCCUGGCUUCCCCAUUGUCUUGGAAACCCCCUUCAUCAUCUUCAUCAUCACUCAUCAUUGUCUUCGUCGUCGUCUUCCGCCAGCGCCCCUCUAACUCCAGAGGAGAGGGUGCCGUCUGCUGCUCCCCAACUCCCCAGGACUCGGAAAGGCGAAUUCCCCGGAAGGGGCCAGUCCAGGAGGGAGGGUGGGCGGGUCUUGCCCGGGGCACAGCCUGGGGCCGUUCUGCUGCCUCAGAACCCCGAGGGGACCCCCCUCCAAGGAGAGGACCACCCCCAGGGUGAGGCAGGAAGGGGCUGCGGGGAGCUGAGCUGGGAAGAGGCCCAGCCACCCUGUUCCCCUCUGCGUGCCUUGGGGCCAGACCUCAGUCCUCGCCUGGACCCUGACAGGCAGCUCCUGUGAGGUAGCCUCGGACACAGGCGGGAGAGGACCCGGGAGGUGACAGGAGCAUGGCGGAAGCAUGUCUGCACCCCCCCACACACAUACCACAUGCUACAGCCCCCACCAUGGGGCCACCCCUGCCGCUGUUACGUUGAAUGCCCUAUGUGGUUGCUGAUUGUGGGCAGUUUGUCGCUACGCUCCUUCCCCGGUGUCCCCUCCCGGUGUCCACUGGGGAGCCAUGACUCCUCGGGCUUGAGCUGGCAGCUGCCUGAGCACCCCCCACCGCCCCCACAACCGAGCGCCCUUUGUAUUAACUUAUUGGUCCUGGCCCGGGCACCGUUGCAAAGUGACUGACUGCCCUCGGCCCGGGGCCGGGACUCCAGGUCCACGUGUCAAACCCGUCAAUAAAGUCUG